AAGACACGAGCUAGAGAAUGGUGAACGAGAUUCAGGGGAGUGAUGCAAAUGACAAAAAAUUUAUUGCGAGUUGAAAAUAAAUGAAACUGUAGCUAUAACAUUUAGUUUAAAUUAAUAAUUUGCUAUAAUGCACGAUUUCACCUUAAUUGUCUUCAAUAUACCUAUUAAUUAUGUUUUACAUCGUGAUUAAUAGGUGCUCCAGCAUUCACAAAACUCUAUGUAGAUCCGCCCCCUCCCAUCUAACCUAACACAUGCCAAUUUGAGAUUUCUUUUUCUAUUUCACAUAUAUAAGAACAUGCAUGCAUGUCAAUAUUGAGCAAUAAAAACUAAAGAAAAGAAAGACAAUUAAGCAUAAUAUUAAUUAGCAUUAGCCUAAAUGACAACAUCUUUUCCUAUGAAUACUGGUGAUGGUCUUUAUAGCUACUCCAAAAACUCCAAUUUGCAGAAAGAAAUAAUAGAUGGUACAAAGGAGAUGGUGAGGGAUGCAAUUAUUCGAAAUCUUGACAUCAAAAACAUUUUAUCUUCUUCAAACACAUUUAAUAUUAUAGAUUUGGGAUGUUCAAUUGGACCAAACACAUUCAACUCAAUGCAACAUAUUGUACAAGUUGUAAAGGAAAAGUACCAUGAUAACAAUCUUGAAUUCCAAGUAUUUUUCAAUGAUCAUGUCAACAAUGAUUUCAACACCCUCUUUCGAUCACUCCCUAUUGAUCGAUCUUACUAUGCAUGUGGAGUUCCAGGAUCUUUUCAUGGUAGAUUAUUUCCAUCACGAUCCAUACAUUUUGCACAUUCUUCUUGUUCUAUACAUUGGUUAUCUAAGGUUCCAAAAGAAUUGUUAGAUGAAAAAACCCUAGCAUGGAAUAAGGGAUUGAUUCACUAUGUUGGUGCAUCAAAUGUUGUAGUGAAUGCUUAUGUUGCUCAAUUUGAAAAGGACAUGGAAAUGUUCUUUAAUGCAAGAGCUGAGGAGAUUGUCCAAGGAGGAAUGAUGGUGAUUAUUUCACCAUUUACAUGUUAUACACGUCUCAUGGGAUUUUUCGGUUCUAGUCUUAUGGAUUUGGUGAAUGAGGGAAAACUAGAUGAAUCUCUAGUUGAUUCAUUCAAUUUGCCAAUGUAUUUUCCUUCUCCUCAAGACAUGACUAAAGUUGUAGAGAAAAAUGGUUGUUUUAGCAUUGAGAAAAUGGAGUUGAGAUAUACCAAAUCAAAGAUCUUAGAUGAAGUUGAUGCAAAGACUUUAAUGUUAACCGUAAGAGCUUGUUUAGAAGGAGUUCUAAUCAAUUAUUUUGGAAGUAAAAUAGCAAAUGAAGCUUGUGAUAGAACAAUUCUCAAAAGUGAAGAUAUUUCAGCAUGGAUGAAAGUUAAUUAUGAAAAACCAAGUACAUUAUUUGUCGUUUUAAAGCGUAAAUAAAUUUCUACCAAUAAAUUUAUGUAUUAAAUAAUUUAGGUCUAUGAAUAUGAGAGACAUCUCAUUGGCCAAAUAUUGUCUUUUCCCUAAUGUUUUGGUAUUAUUCCUCGUUUGUUUCAUUUUAUGUGAUCUCUACGAAGAAAUUUAUGAAGUUAUUUUUUUCUUAA
Solanum lycopersicum (tomato) is the source of this 1566-nucleotide messenger RNA. RefSeq names its product loganic acid O-methyltransferase-like. Gene Ontology annotation, biological process: methylation. NCBI's taxonomy places the organism in Eukaryota, Viridiplantae, Streptophyta, Magnoliopsida, Solanales, Solanaceae. Gene Ontology annotation, molecular function: S-adenosylmethionine-dependent methyltransferase activity. The record is from RefSeq and is a predicted model, not a curated record.